Messenger RNA from Aspergillus puulaauensis, 2253 nucleotides. RefSeq lists its product as uncharacterized. NCBI's taxonomy places the organism in Eukaryota, Fungi, Ascomycota, Eurotiomycetes, Eurotiales, Aspergillaceae. The record is from RefSeq and is a predicted model, not a curated record. The transcript has 2 exons. The coding region runs from base 1 to 2253 and encodes 750 amino acids.
AUGGAGAAUACAAAUUCCAUAGGACUCAGUCCCAUCCGCAGGGAGUCUCAACGAAGCGACCAUGCGUCCACCGUCACCAGGGUGCAGUCUGUGAAAUCAAACGACGAGCAGGACGCCUCUCAUUCCUUCAGGCUACGUCGCUCAUUGUAUGGUUUGAUUAUUGCCGCGAUUUACACUGCUAUAGCUGUUGCCUCGUGGGCUCUUAUUUGCCGGCUCCGGUUUCGGGUCUCGCGCGAUACAGACUCCGACGGAUUCUACUCUUCGCCCUAUUCUGGAGUGGAAGACGCGCGAGCCCAGAUCAAGAAGGAUGAACGGGCAUACCAUAUUGCGCGCGUUCUCCAGGCGAUCGCUGCUGUCCUGGCACUGCCAGUGACGUCCACUGUCUGCGCAAGUGCUGCAGUGAUUUAUAUGCAGCGCCACCGAAACAUCAGCCUGCGACAAGUCAUGGCCCUAGCCGAUAGAGAAUGGAUGGAUCUGUAUACACACAUGCGAAUGUUUUCCUUCUUCGGCAUCGGUGCAUGGAAGCGUUACGGGACAUCGCUGUUGCUGCUUGCUAUGCUGCUGAGUCUCCUUGGCCUGGUCAUCUCGCCCAUCCAGGCUAUCCUGCUCUCUAUGGAGACCGUCAAGAGUCCAGCUGAAAGCCAGACCAUCCGGGGACUCUUUGACCUACCUGACGCAUUUCCAUCGCCGGACGACUUCUAUUCGGGCAGCGAAGGCAACCUCAUUACUGUCAUGACGCGGAGUUCCCUCGAGACGGCCACGCUUGAGGACAUCCAGGCCCAGCUCUGGCGGGGCACCAAUGUAUCCUGCAAUCCAAUGUCACCGAGCUAUGAUGAAGACGUAGCCUGGACCUCUGACCUCGGAUCUAUCUGUGAGGCGCGAGGCAAUACACUUGAAAUCAUGCCCGGGCUGCCCGAUCCAUUCCUUGCUGAACUGCCUGCCGACUUCAACACCGGCCUGAUCCAGCAGUUCGCGCCUCGUAUCAACUCCACUGCCCGCUUUGAGAACAUCACAGAGGAUGCGUUUCCGACUGGCUGCGAUCAGGUCCCGGACGGAUUCUUCGUCGAGUACUCUAACACGACCACCCCGUACUCCACGGAUCAAACUUGGGCGGUGCAGGCGUGCAUGCCGGUGAAUGUGACAGACUCGCCGUGGAAGUCGACACGCAAUCGCCAGGAUUUCUCGGAGGUGAUGUAUCUGAACAUCACCAUGACGCCUACGAGUCUCCAGCGGACCAAUGCGCCCGAGAAUGCUUUCUACAGACUCACACUAGACACAACAGCCGGCUACUUCGAGCUGCCAAACUACAUGAACGGGGAAGUUGCUGGACCACUGCUCGAGAGUGACCCAGUAGAUCUCUGCGGUGCCAACUGUGCAUUUCAGGGCUGGGACGAUUCCGAGAGCAACAACGUCGGAAACCCUAACCCCCAGCUCGACCCCGAGCGAGACGCAGCCUACAUCGAACAAGCCAUAAACAAGGGCCCCCUCUUAACCCUCGCCCUGGCCCUAUUCGGCAACAGCUCCUUCAUCGAAACCGCCCUUCGAAGCCCAGACACAUACAACCCCCCCUUCGAACUCCAACAAAACCUCACAGGCUACUGCCUCGACAUCGCGCCCCUAGCCAGCCUCCUCGAAUCAAGAAGCUACACCUCCAACCGAUACUGCCAGCAAUACGGCCGCUCCGAGGAUCCCUGGGACCGCGUUUACACCUGGCUGGACCUCUUCCACGGGAACACAACCUACGUCUCGCGCGGGUUCACCGCAGCCGCGUUUCUCGCGAACAGGGCACGCAUUCAGGGUCUCGUCGCCUCGUACCUCGACGCCUCGCUUGUUGUUAGCUAUGAUCUGGGCGCGGAUGUGGAGGUCCCUUCUAUCUCAGUGGCCGGCGUUAUCGUGCUCUCUAUUCUCAUAGGAAUCCACCUCCUGGCUCUGCUCGCGCUGGGAAUCUAUGCGGCGUGGGAGCCGCGGUGGACGAUGAUGCUGGACUCGUUCGCGAUGAUGCGUAUGGCUGGGAGCAUUGCGCCACCGCUGCCGAUGAAGGUGGCUGCGGGGCCGCAUCGUGCUGCGGUGUUUGAGCGCACGCCUGGCUGGGUUGGGGAUUUGGUUGGUGGGGACGAGAAUGGAGAUCAGGCUGUUGGGAGAUUGGGUGUUGGGGCGGAUUUGAGGCUCAGGAAGGAUACCCCGUAUGAGGCUUUUCAUAAGGAUCCGUCGUUUGCGAUCAAUUCUGGGUAUUCUGGGGCUUAUGCGCCAUAG